Hydatigera taeniaeformis is the source of this 1074-nucleotide messenger RNA. The record is from the annotation of a GenBank genome assembly. NCBI's taxonomy places the organism in Eukaryota, Metazoa, Platyhelminthes, Cestoda, Cyclophyllidea, Taeniidae.
CAUCGUGCGCAAACUGAAUGGAACACCAUAGACUGGUCGGAGUUUAGAUUGUUAUCGAAAUUUAAAAUGCCUUGGGUAAAACAGGAUUAUAAGUACUCGUGUUUCCAAAAAUUGGCAAUGAAUGUUUUAAAACAGGGUAUCAUCCCUACCCAUGUUGCUUUCAUAAUGGACGGGAAUCGGAGACAUGCGACAGCCCAUGGCCUUCAAAAAACCGAGGGUCACAAGCAGGGGUUCUCAAAAUUGUCUGAGGUUCUUCGAUGGUGCUACGAUUUUGGGGUAAGAGAAGUGUCGGUAUACGCUUUCAGCAUCGAAAACUUUAAAAGAUCGGAAGGCGAGGUCUCGUUUUUAAUGGAUCUUGCUUUGAAUAAACUCAAUGAUCUGGUUCAGAAUAAAGACGAGUUGCACAAGCAGGGUGUUCGAGUUCGAGUUUUGGGUAAUCUCCGUUUACUCCCCAUAGGAGUUCAACGUGCGGCGGCAAGAAUAAUGCUUAUGACGAGCGAAAACUUUCGAGCUACACUGAACAUACUGAUGUCUUAUACAACUCGUGACGAACUAACAACGACAUUGAGUACCAUCCGUCGUGGCGUGCAGUCGGGCAUUUUAAAAGAAGAGUAUGCCGUAACUUGGGACAUAUCACCGGAGUUGAUUGAUAAAAGCAGCCAGUUGCGGGGCUGUCGGCCUCUGGAUCUUUUGGUGCGUACCUCAGGUGAGGUUCGGCUAAGCGACUUCAUGCUUUGGCAGGCUUCGCGCUCCGCAGCCCUCUUCUCCUUCUUCAAGGUCAACUGGCCUGCCUUCUCGUUUUGGCAUCUUGCUGCCGCCAUUCUCCACUUUCAACUCAAUCGUUCUGCUCUUGUACCACUUCCCGAGGCGGUGCGAUGCCAUUUGAAUGAAUUGGAUUCGCACAACACAGCCAACGGUCACGGUGGCAUCUAUCAACCCGUCACAAUCGAUGCUAUUAACGCAGAGAAUCGCACUCGCCGAUUAGCGAAAUUUUACGCGAGCUUGGAGAAGGAAUACAUGGACGAACUCUUUGAAAUAGCUAACCUCCCUGAAGUGGAUGAAACAUCUGCUUAA